UUGACAUGUGUCAUGAAUGACAAUUCGCAUAUGUGCAUUUAGGUUAUCUACAUAAAACUUUGAAUUUUAAUUAAAAAUAAAUUAGAAUCAAAGUGAUAACGAUGGCAAAUACGGUAUACCUCGAAGUAUAUACAACUUAUGAAGAUUAUCUGAAAUCUUCUACAGUAGAGCUGCCCUUGGUUUCAUUCAUAACAUACUCAAUUUACAAGUAUUGUUCUCCUGAAGAAGUAAUUUUGAAAUUCGUUCCUGUGAUGAAAUUAGCAAAGGAUUCAUUGAAAUUGAAUUGUACAGACGACAUACUAUUCGAAAACGCGAGUAAUCUGCUAUGGCAAGUGUCAUCUUGUGUAUAUCCAGUUGUUUUGUACGAUGAUACAGUUAUAACAGGUCUUUGUGCCGUUGCCAGACAUAUUUCCAAAUAUCGGUCCUCCAUCCGAUCUCCACACGAACACGAAGAAGGUUUACUCGGUUUUCGUAAAACUUGCUUACAAGCUCCGAAUGAGGUAUCAACAUGGACCAAGUUGUGUGAAGUAGAUGUAAUUAAAACAGUGAAGGAAGUUCUAAGCAUGAAUGAGUUGCAUGAAGUGCCUGAAAACAUUGUCCGUUUCGAAAACCAUUUAAGUAAACCAGUGCGAGUGCAUAAUGUGUACAAAAUAGCAAGAGAUAUCAAAAAGGAAACUCUUAAAGCAAAAAAUAAAAAUGAGGAAGUUGUUAUAAAAGAAAUGUCAGAAGCAACUGCAAAAAAGACAAGGGUGCGUAAAACAAGAAAGUGGAAGUCUAAAGCGAAGAAGGAACUCCUAAUUGACAGUUCAACUAAGAUUGAAGAUCUAGAUUUGAGCCAUCAAUUUGCAGAAGGACCAUUUCUGACUCUAGCUGACAUAGUUUUGUUGCCUUCCUAUUAUAUUUUAAUUCAGUCACUAGGAGAAUCAAUCUUUGAUACUCAGUUGCCUCUGACAUACAAAUGGUACAAAAAUAUUAUGGAUAUUCCUGAAGUAAAAGUUUUAAGUAAAGUACUAAAUGGACUGCAGUGCAAGCCCUUAUUAAUCCAAGAUGUAGUUGUACCAUGUGCCCCAAAAAUUCACAACCCAAAAAAGAGAUUGUUCACAAAAGAGGAAGACAUAGAAAAUGCUUUAAGUACAUUGAUGGAUGGAAUGGCAUUGGAAGUUAUUAGCAAUGAAUUUGAAAAUAGAAUUAAUUGGAGUGAAAUUCCUGAUGGAGCGAAUCCAUCUGCUGGACAUUUGCCUGAUGAGAGACAAGCAAGAAAGUCAUGGCAGCUGGAGAACUUAGCUUUAGCUGUACUUGAGAUAGCUAAAGAAGAAGAUUUGAUUGUAGAUUUUUGCAGUGGCAGUGGACAUUUAGGAAUACUUAUUGCCUAUUUACUUCCUAAAUGCACUAUUUUAUUGUUGGAGAAUAAAGAGCAAUCACUCCUUAGAGCUAGGAAAAGAGUUCAUGACAUGGGUUUGAAGAAUGUUUACUUUUUCCAGUGCAAUUUGGAUUUCUUCAUAGGAAAGUUUGACAUAGGAAUUGCACUACAUGCCUGUGGUAUAGCAAGUGAUUUAGUGCUGGAUAAGUGUUUGAAGGCCAAUGCCAAGUUUGUGCUGUGCCCAUGUUGCUAUGGGUCUCUUCAUGCCACCGACAGAUUGGCCUACCCAAGGAGUAAUUUGUUCAAGAACAUUUCCAUUGAUCAGUAUCUGUGCAUUGGCCAUGCAGCUGAUCAAACUCAUGAAGAACACCCAUUAACAGUGAGAGGAGCAAAGUGUAUGGCAAUUAUAGACUCCGAUCGUGGCAGAUUAGCAGAAGAAUUUGGCUACAAAGUUACUCUGUCUAGGCUUAAACCUCUAUCAUGCACUCCCAAGAAUAACCUACUCGUCGGUAUCCCAUCAUGACAAUAAAAGGUUUCAAAACA
Messenger RNA from Pectinophora gossypiella (pink bollworm), 1903 nucleotides. RefSeq names its product glutathione S-transferase C-terminal domain-containing protein homolog. The coding region runs from base 102 to 1883 and encodes 593 amino acids. NCBI's taxonomy places the organism in Eukaryota, Metazoa, Arthropoda, Insecta, Lepidoptera, Gelechiidae. The record is from RefSeq and is a predicted model, not a curated record. The transcript has a single exon.